UAGUCGAAGACAUUCGGGGAAGCAACUUGACCAUGACCAGCGGUCACAACCACGGCAAGGCGUUGGUCCUGUUGGCCCUUCUGGGCCUGGUGGCAGGAGCAUGCUCCGCCCUGCAUCGUAUACCCGUGCGCCGCUCGGAUAAAUAUGUGCGGACCCGCCAAAGUCUCAUGGCCGAACGCGAGCAUGUGUCGAGGAAAUACAAUCUAGUGCAGAGCAAUAGCAGCACCAGUACCAAUAGCACCAGUACUACGCCCGCUGGAAACUACUCUGUGGAGACGCUUUCAAACGUGCUGAAUUUUCAGUACUACGGCGAGAUCAGCAUAGGAACGCCGCCUCAGAAUUUCAUGGUGCAGUUCGACACGGGGUCUGCCAAUCUGUGGAUUCCCAGCGUGAAUUGCUACAGCCUGGACUGCUACAACCACUCGCAGUACUCCUCGGCGAAUUCCACCACGUAUCAGAUCAAUGGGACCCCCUUCACCAUCACCUAUGGCUCGGGCAGCGUGGGGGGCAUCCUUUCCACGGAUGUGGUGACCGUGGCUGGACUGAAAAUUCGGAACCAAACCUUCGGGGAGGCCAUCACAGAGACGGGCGCUGGCAUGCAGGAAUCCUCGUUCGACGGCAUCUUUGGCAUGGCCUACAACAGUCUUGCCGUGGACGGUGUUCAGCCGCCCUUCUACAAUAUGUUGACCGAUAAUCUGGUGGAUACGCCCGUGUUCUCCUUCUACCUCGCGACCAAUGGCACCUCGGUGGCGAGCUAUGGAGGAGAGCUCAUCCUGGGCGGCUCCGAUGCCUCGCUGUAUGCCGGAAAACUCGUCUAUGCUCCCGUCUCCAACCAGAACUACUGGCAGUUCCAAAUGGACGGCGUCACUCUUGACGGCACUACUUUGUGCACGUAUUGCCAGGCAGUGGCCGACACGGGCACCUCACUGCUCAUUGCUCCGUACCCCACUUAUGUGAAGAUCGUAUCGUUAGUCAAUCAGGAGAUUGACUGCGCAUCCCUUUCAUACUUGCCCACCCUGACCAUCACCAUCAGCGGUGUACCCUUCCAGAUCCCGCCCAGUGCGUACUUCGUGGAAUUGGACGGCGCCUGUACCCUGGGCAUCACGUAUAUAGAGGACAUUGAUUUCUGGAUUCUGGGCGACAUUUUCAUCGGCCGCCACUACACGGAGUUCGAUUUGGGCAACAAUCGCUUGGGAUUCGCCUCAGUGAACUCCGGGCGUGUUCUGGGAGCUCUCUCACUGUGGAAGAUCCUCUCCCUAGCCGCUCUUUGUGGACUGUGGAAGCUGUUCAACCUGCAGAACUGAACGCAUCCGAACUGUGAAUUACUUAAAAGUACAAUGGGGACUUACAGCCCAAAGUGGAACAUUA
Molecule: messenger RNA, 1368 nt
Organism: Drosophila pseudoobscura
Lineage: Eukaryota; Metazoa; Arthropoda; Insecta; Diptera; Drosophilidae
Product: cathepsin E-B-like
Exons: 1
Coding region: 33-1304 (423 amino acids)
Biological process (GO): proteolysis; cell death
Cellular component (GO): lysosome
Molecular function (GO): aspartic-type endopeptidase activity
Source: RefSeq, a predicted model, not a curated record